Messenger RNA from Linum tenue, 813 nucleotides. Lineage: Eukaryota; Viridiplantae; Streptophyta; Magnoliopsida; Malpighiales; Linaceae. The record is from the annotation of a GenBank genome assembly.
CACAAGUAUCCCUUUCCAGUUCCAGCCGAUUGUUGAACUCUCAAUCCCUCGUGCUUGCUCUCGUCCUUCGUCUCUCCGAUCGAAGCCAUGGCUAUGAACGCAGGUCUCAGAUCCGCCUCGAGGCUCUACGCGGCCUCAGAAUAUCUCCUGUCUAAAUCAGUGAACAGGAGUUUCCACUCGACAGGUGUGAAGAGGAUGGGAGGUCAUGGCCACGAUGAACCAUUCUAUCUUCACGCCAAGCACAUGUACAACUUGGAUAGGAUGAAGUAUCAGAAAAUUAAAAUGCCUCUUGCUGUCCUGACUGCCUUCUCCAUCGGCGUGGGAGUUCCCGUAUAUGCUGUCAUUUUCCAGCAAAAGAAGACUGCUUCAGCUUGAAGCCUGCAACUGGUGGCUUCAUGUGCGAUUUCCAGACCAAAGUUUGGAAAGACUUUUUUGCUGGAUUCCUAGUAUGAUUAACUACUCCCAGAGUGGAGUUGAAUUUAGUUCUCUUGAUUGUGUUUCAUUUUCAUUGUUAGGGUUAUUGUCAAGUGCAUUCUGUAAUAAAGAUCGACCAGUUACAGAAUCUCGAAUAUCUUUAUGAUGGUUGUGCACAAACUGAGCUUCGCUCCUUCCAGCAAAUGCAUCAAGGAUAGAGUUCCAUGAGAUCAAGUCUCUCCUAUCAGUCAUGUAAAAUGUUCGAUGUGCUGCUUUCACAUCAUCGCAUUUUGCAUAAAAGUCCAUCAAUGCAUUGGCAGCAGAUGUAUCCUCACACAAGAAGGGGUUCCAUUUGAUCAAACACUGCCAAGGCAUUUGAUGAACUAGUCCCAAUUUCGC